Messenger RNA from Cydia pomonella (codling moth), 8741 nucleotides. RefSeq names its product transcriptional repressor protein YY1-like (gene PHO). The coding region runs from base 292 to 1545 and encodes 417 amino acids. The record is from RefSeq and is a predicted model, not a curated record. The transcript is spliced from 12 exons. Gene Ontology annotation, biological process: regulation of transcription by RNA polymerase II. Gene Ontology annotation, cellular component: PcG protein complex; transcription regulator complex. NCBI's taxonomy places the organism in Eukaryota, Metazoa, Arthropoda, Insecta, Lepidoptera, Tortricidae. Gene Ontology annotation, molecular function: DNA-binding transcription factor activity, RNA polymerase II-specific; RNA polymerase II cis-regulatory region sequence-specific DNA binding.
GUGUAGGCUUUAUCUUUUCGCCAUUGCUCGGGCGGCGUCCAUUUUGUACGCCAUAUUGAAUUUGGUCGGACAUCUUUGACGCCAUGUUUAGUCGGACAUAUUUUAUAAACAUUUUCGCGUAAAUUUCAAAUAUUUUUGAGCCUAAAUAUCGAACUUUUUUUCACUGAAGUCUGGGGGAUAGAUAGGGGCGAAGAUUACUCGGAAAAAUUCCGUACCUACGCAGUAGUCCAAAUUUGUCUCCAAGUGGCCGUGCAGCUUUUGUUAUAAGAUAAAUAAAGGGCGCGGUUCACCAUGAUGAACCAGGAGAUCAUGUGUGAGGUGGAGAUCGGCACGCACGGCGGCAUAGAGAUAGAUGGCGAUGAUCAGGUCGGCGUCAAGUACGAAGAAAUAGAAGCCGGCCAGUACGAGGAGUACAUCACCGAUGACCAGUAUGAAGAGGUGGAAGAACAGGUGAUCGGCAUGCACCAUCUGGAGGAAGGUCAGUUCAGUACUCACAGCCCAUUGCACCUAUCACCAUCAUCAUCACACCCCAUGUCAGCGCUGCUGACAGAUUACAAACUUGCAGUCGGGAGCGAGGAGGUGAUCCUGCCGGGCAUGUCCGGAGAGGAAGUCCUUACUGCCAACGACUCUUAUGAUCCGGUGUAUGCUACUCCGCCUUCGACUAGUAAUAAUAACAGAGGUCGCGGCAGGCCCGCAGUCAAAGCCAACAAUAACACGAACAGCGUUCAUCAUCUUAUGCCUAUUGGCGAAGUGCCCAUGGGGCUGAUGGAGGGCGUGAGUGGGGGGCGCGGCACGGCGCGGCGCUGGGAGCAGAAGCAGGUGCAGAUCAAGACCAUGGAGGGCGAGUUCAGCGUCACCAUGUGGGCCACGGGCGAGGACGACGACGACGGUUCAAACCCCGAGCCUGACCCCGACUACACGGAGUACAUGACCGGCAAGAAGAACAUACUGGGCAACGAGACAAUGCCAGGUUUAGAUUUAUCAGACCCCAAGCAGUUGGCGGAAUUCGCACGACCUGGACACAAAAUUAGACUAAAGAAACCUUCACCCGAAUCAUCGGAUAGAACUAUAGCUUGUCCACACAAAGGCUGCACGAAGAUGUUCAGAGACAACUCGGCCAUGAGGAAACAUCUGCACACGCACGGACCACGAGUACACGUGUGUGCGGAGUGUGGUAAAGCAUUUGUAGAAAGUUCGAAACUAAAAAGGCAUCAACUCGUCCACACCGGGGAGAAACCCUUCCAGUGCACCUUCGAGGGCUGCGGGAAAAGGUUUUCACUCGAUUUUAAUUUAAGAACACACGUGAGAAUCCACACGGGUGAUCGGCCCUACGUGUGCCCGUUCGACGGCUGCAACAAGAAGUUCGCGCAGAGCACCAACCUCAAGUCACACAUACUCACACACGCGAAAGCCAAAUCAAGAAACUCGCUAUCCCGCAACGGCGGCGGUUCGUACGAGUCGGCCCGGACGACGCCUCAGUUCGUCCAGCUCGAGAUGUCUCCGGACGACUCCAACCAUCAGCUCAUCUUCUACACGCAUGAGUGAACAUAGUGCAACGGUGUGGACUGCAUGAGUGAACUUCAGAGUGGACAUGAGUGAACAAAGUGAGACGCGAGUGAAGUGAAUUGAAGAGUGAACUCAUUGAGUCAUUGUGAAGUGAUCGUGAAUGUAGGUUGAAGAUAGUGAAGGAUUAGUGAAAUGAUGAGGGGGAAAGGCUAAGGAUAGUGAAGCAGAACUGCAAGUGAAUGGUAUUUGUAAAGUUAUCAUGGAACAGUUAAAAAAGAUGUAUUACUAAUUGAAUAUUUUCUUCGUUUUGUUCUUUCAUCAUUUUGACAAGUUUGUUAACCCUAUGGUUCAGUACAGAACAUAAUGCCUUAACUUUCUGGGACCCAGAAGCAAUUGUUUGGUUUUUAAACUGGAAAGUCUUAGUUACUCAUAAAAAUCCAGAAAUUGUGGAAUAUGUGCAAAAAUUUGUACACAGGCUCUCAGGGGGAUAAGGUAUUAGUCCAACAUCUGCAUUUUUUUUGUAUAUUGUUAGGGUAUGCAAUGCAGAUCUGAAAUGUAUGAAUUUAUCCGGAUCUGGAUCCAGAUACCCCGGAUCUUCCCAUACAUUUCAGAUCUGUCGUACAAACCCUGUGUAUUGUGCAAUCCAGUUUAAAUUAAUAAAUACUACGGAUCCAUAUCAAGAGGCCUUUCGGAUCCGCAGAUAUCAAUUUUCAUCAUGAGCAGAGCAAAAAUGAAGAAAUUCAAGAUGGCGGCCGGAAUUGUACCAUCAAGUAAUGUGAAAAUACGGAUUGAGUACGGUCACAAACUUAAAUUGUUGAUCCAUUUAGGGUUCAAGCUAAUUUUGUUGUUCUUGGUUCAAUCCUAGCUACUAAGUGUCACUGGACCAUGUUAAAUUUACAAACCUUUGUGGCAUUAUCAAGUAAAAGGUCCAUCUUUAUCUGAACGGCACUUUUUAAUCGAAAAUGUCACAUGUCAGAAAAUUAUGAUAAAUUUUUGAGACGUAAGUCCCCGGGAUGCUGAUAUGAAAAUUGCAAAAUUUUGCAAGUGUGAUAAAAGAAAACUAAUAUUAUAUAGACUAUGGAAUGAAGGGAGUUUUUAUAAUACAAUUACUUAGUUCUAUAAAGUCAAUAAACAUUGGAUUUAAACAGUUUAAACCAAAGUUUUAUAUAGAUUAAAAAUUAAAAUUUUAUUUCUGUGUGCAUUAAUUUCUGAUGUUUCCAUAACCUUUAAGGUGCUGGGAUGAAUUCUAAAACGGGGUGUUUUUGAAAACGGGAAAUAUACUUAAGAAUAACUGUAUUUUAGUACCAUGUAGCAAGGCGUAGGGCCAAACUAUUGUUAUAUUCAAUAAGUCGAUAUUGCCACCGUAUUAAAAAUUGUACAGUCAAGGUAUUAAAUAUCGAUACGGAAAAAGUGCCAAAAAUAUGUAUACACGACCUUAUCGCCCAUAUAUUAAGGUAGUGUGUACAUAUUUUUGUCACUUUCCAUAUCGAUAUUUAAUACCUGGACUGUACUAGGGAUAAAUUAUUAAAUACCAGUUUUAUUUUAUACUCCAAAUGUAGGUCUCCGUUGUGUGUUUAGAUAACGACUUCGUAUUAUUAGAUUGCCCAAUUAGAAAUGAAAUAAUUAACAAAGAACGAAAAAAAAUAUAUCAGUUUCUGAUCCCUGAAUAUUACAUAACCCUUUUUUUGGAAUAACAAGAUAUUUUGGUCCUAAUAACAGAAAAAGUGUUUCCGUUACUAUUUUUUUUAAAGAAUUUGUAUGGCGGUAACGGAAUGAUAAAUGAUAAUAUAAAAAAAGUAUGGAAAUGUUGAUACACUUCUUCUCUUAUUAGGAUCAAAAGAGGGAUAUAACAUUGAAUUUCCCAAAUUUGAACCAAAUGGCCCAUUUACGAUUUUUUAAAACUACCCAGUUUCUGAACUUAUCCCAAUGCACCUUGGUGUGAUCUCAUAUUUUACUGUUGAUCAUCAUUUACUCUGAUCUAUUCGUCCUUCAGUUAUAAUUUAUAUCACCAUAGAGUCUGUCAAAGCUAACAUUGUACUAACCGAACAGAACAAAGUGAGGAGUUGUCAUUAUAGUUUAAGUUACGGUAUAAGAAAUAUAUACUUUCAUCUGUUAUUUAUAAAUAUAAAAUAAAUAAAUUAUAGAUAAUAUUCACAUUGACACAUUGCAAAUAGGUUGCCUAAUAAAGUAUUCAUAUUUUUGUUUUGGUACUUAAUCCUAUAUUAUUUAUUUAAAACUUUAUUGCACAAAAGAAACACUUAAUGUACAAAAGUCGUACUUGCCAUGAGGCAUUCUCUUCCAGUCAACCUUAGGGCAAAGCAGAAAAGAUUGUAGGUGGUGCGUUUAAAACUAAAAGAAAUUGUUAUUGAAAGACACAUAAAUUAAUUAAAAAAAAAAAUCAAAUGAAAUGAAAUUUAAAAUGAUAGCUUAUUUUACUCUUCAUCUAACUGUAAUAGUUUGCGUCAUAAAAAAGUUAGUUCAGUCCAUCAGUGCUUAAAUAAACUGAUUAUUUAAAUUUACAUUUAAAAAUCUAGGCAACUAGCCAGGACCAACUUUUUAUUAAGGCAACAUUUAGAUUAGGAAUAAAAUAAGCUUUCAUUUGAUUAACACAUUCACUGCCAGACAAAAAACGGCGCACUACCCCAGAAAGGUGGUCUAUAGCUGCGUACAAAACAACCCGCCCAGCGGGUUGUCCGGCAUCUGAACAAAGUUCACGAGCGCCCACCAGGUGGGUUCCCGGCAGUGAAUGUGUUAAAUAAUAAUAAUUAUUAUUAUUAUUUAAUACUGUCCGUACGCAAUGUAACUAGGCAACCUAUGUGCAAUGUGUCAAUGUGAAUAUUAUCUAUUAUUUAUUCCUUAUCUCUAAUACAUAACAAAUGAGGUUAUAUACUUCUUAUACCGUAUCUCCCACUAUCAUAAACGCCAUAUUAUCAUAGAAAAUUGGCUGUAAUGGUGACAUUGCCACACUUUUUCAUUACGGAGCUUAAAUGCAGAGUUAGCUUGGUCUUACUCUAUUUUGUUAUUGGUGCUAUAUUAAUUGAUUAGACUAUAUGAUGAUUUCACUAAAAUUUUAAUGAUCAGGUACAUAAUUUCUCUUACAAAAAACCUAUCUUUAUCAAACUUAGAGAAAAAUUAUUCUUGUAUUUUAUAACUAUACCGAGGUCCUGCUUAUUUACGAAUAAAAUAUAAAUUAAUUUGUCUCUAAUCAACUACUUACUCUUAAGUCAAUAUGGAUAAGUGUGGCUGCGGGGUAAGUGUGGCUGGCCUUCUAUUUGGGGGCCUUCACAUAUUGAUUACUGUUUAUUGCGAGUUCAUACAUAUGCCACUAAAUCCUGAUUUACACAUUGACAAACAUAUAUAUAACUCCAUUUAAGAUAAAUAAAGUAAAAAAAAAACAUGCCUCAAUAAAUCAAGAAAAAUGUUUGCUCGAAUAGAUGGUGAUAUACCUUUAGCCUGUACUCGAGUAGAUAGCGACACCGUUUGAUAUUUAACACAUAUCAGUGAAAGAACAUGAGUCAAAUAGCCAUAUGUCAUUGUAAGAGUUUUAGUCCUGUGUCGAAAGAUGGCAGUAAAAGUUGACUACAAAAUUUACUUUGACAAUACGCCUCUAUACUGAAUUCUCUUUGACAUUUAUUAGUUUUAAGUGCGAGUUCAUACAUUUCCUCUUACGUUUAGUAGGCCUUAAAAGCGUUGAUGGCCUAGCGGUAAGAGCGUGUGACUUUCAAUUCGGAGGUCGCGGGUUCAAACCCCGGCUCGUACCAAUGAGUUUUUCGGAACUUAUGUACGAAAUAUCGUUUGAUAUUUACCAUUCGCUUUUCGGUGAAGGAAAACAUCGUGAGGAAACCGGACUAAUCCCUAUAAGGCCUAGUUUACCCUCUGGGUUGGUCAGAUCACAGUCGCUUUCGUAAAACUAGUGUCUACGCCGAUUCUGGGGAUAAGUUGUCAAGCGGACCCCAGGCUCCCAUCAGCCGUGGCAAAUAUACAACGCGACACGCGAGGAAGAUGAUGUUUAGUAGGCCUUAACACUUCAAUGUGUAAACAGGCCCCAAUGUGAAGGUUAGCUACACUUAUCCAUACGCCGCACUUAACCGUAUUGACCGUAUAAUUUGUAAUUAAAUUAACUUUAUUAAGCUUAGUUAAUGCUUUUCGUUUACCCUUUUUGUCUUCUCUUCCCAAUCGAUUUUAAGGACCUCGAGAUUUUCAUAAUAAUAUUAUAAUUUUCGUCUUAAUUUUCUAUUUUAAAAGGGACUUUAUUUAAAAAUAUGUCUUGGAAUAUUAAAAAGGGAAAAUACAGUGACAGACGUCAUCUCAAUACUAUUUUGUGAGAAUUUGCAUUUUAAGUUUAUAAAUGGUAUGUAUAUGACAUCUGUCAUCGUACCCAUGCUGUUUAAAAAAUACUAUAUAAACCACAGCAGUCUUAUCUCUAAAAAAAUAAUUUCAAGACAUAUAUUUGCAUAAAACUAUUCCUUUAGGAUUUAAUUAAUAAUGAACUGCCUGAAAUUACGCUUGUUAAUAAACAGGUUGGCUAUUCACUUUAUAGUCCAAAGAAAAUAGGCAUGUUUUGUAUACCCUAUACAUUGCCUUAAAAUAAACAAAAGCUGUAACGGCAUUAAAGUAAUGUUUUCCUUGUUUGUGAUCAUUUCAUGUUCUUGUUUCAGGAAAAAGGUAAAAUGAGUCGUUUUCAAGCAUUGUCGCUUGCCACAAGGACGCUCUGAUAGGUUAUUCGUAUAAACAUACAACCAAAUUUCGUCUUUAUGGAAGCGACAAUUACAGUUUGAUUGAAAACGUCACAAAUUACCUAUUAAGCCAAUACAACAUGUUUUAUUUACUUGAAUAAUGUGUGUCUUAUGUUCAAUUGUCCGUUCCAGUUCAAAUUAUUUAAAAAAAUGGGUGAUUUCUGCAUUAGUUUUUCACGCAUGGAAACCUUAGCUUCGCUCAGGCUUCUAUUUCAAGUCAUCUUCUCAUAGAAAGUGCAUAGCCACCUGAAACUUGUAUAUUUUGUACUAUAGAUAUGCCAAAUAUAAGGGAGUGUCUGUAAUAUAGAUUUAACUAUUUUUUUUAUUUGGGGAAUGCAUGCUAAUAUUUGGAAAAGCAAGAAAAAAAUGUUAACUUUUCUUUCGUACAUCUGAAAAUAUAAAUACGGACGAUAAAGUGCCUAAAUAUGUAUACACCUUAAUACAUGGGCACUAAGGUCGUGUAUACAUAUUUUGGGACUUUGUUCGUAUCGAUAUUUUCAGACGAGACUGUACCUCCGGUAUGGCGCGAGCACUUUAAUCUUACUUAGUUGUCUAUGCCUAUGCAUAUGUACAGUCGCCAUCAGAUAUAUCGGAGCGGCCGAAGUGCUCCAAAAAUAUCUGAACUGAUAUAUCGCACUCUAACGCCUUGAAAAUAGAGGCGUGUUUAGAUGUUUGUGAGCACCUUGGCCGCUCCGAUAUAUCUGAUGGCGAUUGUAACACAACAAUAUGGCGAAAAAAGUAAGGCAAAUAAAAGUUUUUCAUUUUAAAAUAUAUAUUUACCCCCUUAUUCAUAAACGUGUACUAAAGUUACGAUGCCUCCUAAUAAUCGUUUGUCCCUUUCCCACGUAUUGGUAUGAUAGAAAGGGACAAACGAUUAUUAGCGGCAUCGUAACUUUAGUACACGUUUAUGAAUAAGGGGGUUAGAGGUUAUUUUUAACUGUUACCACUAAGUACCACUGGGAAUAAUGGAGAAAAAAACCCAGUACUUAGCGCAGGUUAAUAAUUGGUUAAAAUUCUAUCCUUUGAUAUCGCAUAAUGAAUGAAAAAGAGAUGUCAAAUAUCAGUAUGCAUUCUUUAUGUGCACUUGUCAGUUAAAAAAAGAAAAACAGACAGGAACUUGAUGGUGACACUACCACACUGUCAAGUCGCUUGCCAGACGGUAUUGAGUUAAAAACUCAGUUUCAAUGGUCGAUAACUCGGUCGAUAUAAAGCGUGCGGGGACUCCCCGCAGGCGGUAUAACGACUAGUGAAACUCUAAGUCGAUAGUUCGGUCGAUAUACAGCAUGCGAGUGACUCGGCGCAGGCGAUAAGGUGGUAUACCGACUAGUGAAACUCAUAAUGGCAUGCGUUUUGGAAAUCUCGGUCGAAAAUUGGUCGAUAAAGCCCAAAUGCGGGGUGCGGGAGAUUUUUACAAUGGCUCAGUUUCAUUGGUCGAUAGGGCCCGCAUGCGGGGUGCGGGAGAUUUCCGUAAAGCAUGCCACAGGGCCCGCAUUCGGGGAACUGUUUACAUUGGUCGAUAGGGCCCGUAUGCGUUUCACUUAUAGUUUCAAUAUGAGUUUCACUAGUCGUUAUACCGCCUGCGGGAGUCCCUACAUAUUGUCUAUCGACUGAGUUAUCGAACAAUGAAACUGAGCCUUUGGUUUGGCCUGACUUUACCACCAUGAUAACCAAAGGAUUAAUGACCGCAGCCGGCAAAACGUCCCACUUUGUCGCUUGCCAUAAGGUCGCCUUGACUCGUGUAAAGAUACAAGCAAAUCUCGUCGUUAUGGCAAGCGACAAAGUGGGCCGUUUUGCCGGCCGCGAUCACAAAUGAUUAUAAAGGCUUUAAUGAUCUGUCUGUUCCAGCUUUUAAUCCUUUGGACGCUAGGAACGUCUUUAAGUCGUGAGCAAACGCCAACAACGCUUAUUACUUACGACGAACAUUGCAAAUGUAAACUAUAUACCUUGAAAUAAGGUUUAUAUUGGCGCGCUUGAGCUCAUGAUUUUGGCGUGUGAGUGCCGUUGUUAUGGCGUUUGGCGUUAAAAGGGUUAAAGAUUGAUAUCAUCAGGAGUGCACGUUAUAUUAAGUCUAUCGGAACGGCGACUUCCUUAAUAUUUAAGAUUUUGUAAUAUGACUGAUUGUAUAUAUGACUGUUUUGUUUUGCGGUCCAAAAUUAUGAGUUAUUGCUACAUUUGGAGACUUUUUGGUGUAUAGAUUUUUUUAUUAUUAUUAUGUAGAUAUAAUUUUAAACACUACUAACACUUAUAUUGGUAGUUUGUUUUUUUUUUUAUUAGAUUGUGACAGUAUUUUUGGCAGUAGCUCGAAGCCUCGAAUAAAUAAAUAGUUUAAUUCAAUUGGUAUGUUCAUCUUAUUUUUAUAUAAGUGAAACGGGCAUAGCGUUUGAAAUUAAAAUUAGUUUUGUGAAUUGGUAAUUUUCAAAUGUAGCAAUAAUAUUUUAAAAUUGAAUGUUCUCAAGCGAUGAGUGAUAGCGAGAAUAAAAUGUAAAUAUUUAUAUAAAA